Messenger RNA from Doryrhamphus excisus (bluestripe pipefish), 1894 nucleotides. RefSeq names its product muscarinic acetylcholine receptor M2-like. Gene Ontology annotation, biological process: adenylate cyclase-inhibiting G protein-coupled acetylcholine receptor signaling pathway; chemical synaptic transmission; regulation of smooth muscle contraction. Gene Ontology annotation, molecular function: G protein-coupled acetylcholine receptor activity; G protein-coupled serotonin receptor activity. Gene Ontology annotation, cellular component: plasma membrane; dendrite; synapse. The record is from RefSeq and is a predicted model, not a curated record. Lineage: Eukaryota; Metazoa; Chordata; Actinopteri; Syngnathiformes; Syngnathidae.
UGUCAGAGGAGGAGCAAUAACAUCAACAUCCAGUGGCUUUGUGCUUCCCUUGUGUGUCCAGUGUGUCCACAGAGGUGACAGGAACAUGGACCAAAUGAAGACCACUCAUUCACGUCAUUCUGUGCACUCAAGAAUUUGCAGCCCCAUGACUCCAGCUUGAAGGAUCUGUGACCAAAUCAUAAUGGAGACUGUGAACACCAGCAGUGGCGCUGAGGCCGGCCUCUUCUCGGGAAGCCCUUACACUGCCGUGGAGAUUGUACUCAUCAUCCUGGUGGCGGGAUCCCUGAGUCUUAUCACGGUCAUUGGAAACAUACUGGUCAUGCUUUCCAUAAAGGUAAACAGGAACCUGCAGACCGUCAACAACUACUUCCUCUUCAGCCUGGCCUGUGCAGACCUCAUUAUCGGUGUCUGCUCCAUGAACCUCUACACCGUCUAUAUUGUGAUUGGCUACUGGCCGUUGGGAGCAGUGGUGUGCGACCUGUGGCUGGCGGUCGACUAUGUGGUCAGCAAUGCCUCAGUCAUGAACCUUCUCAUCAUCAGUUUUGACCGAUACUUCUGUGUCACAAAACCUCUGAGCUACCCGGCUCGUCGCAGCACCAAGAUGGCCGGCCUGAUGAUCGCUGCUGCCUGGGUGCUGUCCUUCAUCCUGUGGGCGCCGGCCAUUUUGUUCUGGCAGUUCAUUGUAGGUGGUAGAACCGUGCCGCCUGGGGAGUGCUACAUCCAGUUCUUCUCCAACCCAGCGGUCACGUUUGGGACAGCAAUUGCGGCCUUCUACCUGCCGGUGGCCAUCAUGAUCUACCUCUACUAUCGCAUCUCCAAGGCCAGCCGCAGUCGCAUGCAGAGGGACAGCAGGAAGACAUCUGGCACCAGUCUGGGAGAAGGUCACUCUCACAGUCAGGACGAUGGAGGCGAGAUCCAGAACAGCUACAUCCAGAAGAUAAGGGAGCAGCUCAGGGAGGCCAGACAAGCGAGGGAGAAGGAGGCGCUUCAACAGCAGCAACACAACGGAAGUGGUCCUUGCAAGGAAGAAAAGCCUGAUCAGGUGGAACCAGAGGGAGACAGCGUUCUUCCCUCGACAUCCACAGAAAACGAGGUUCCUGUUUCGGUGCUGAGGGGAUUGUCCGGCAUUAGGAAGAUCAACCAAACAGAUCCGUCUUCCAGGGCAACCUCGCUGACUGACUGCCAAGCUACAAGGACAAUGCUUAAGGUGACAAAGCAGAGCGCAGUGGCCAAGUGGCGAAAGAAAAGCACGUCCUCCCGGGAGAAGAAGGUGACUCGCACGAUCAUGGCCAUCCUGGUGGCCUUCGUGGUCACAUGGACACCAUACAACGUGAUGGUCCUCAUCAACACCUUUUGUUCCGUCUGCAUCCCCAACUCUCUGUGGACAAUCGGCUACUGGCUAUGUUACAUCAACAGCACCAUCAACCCAGCCUGCUACGCCCUGUGCAACACCACCUUCAAAAACACCUUCAAGCACCUGCUGCUAUGCCAGUACAAGAACAUACGAGCAGCCCGGUAAUGGCAUGCAUGGUAAAGUUUGUAAAAAUGUGCACAAAUGCGUAUAUUCUGAUGUACGUCCACAUUCAGUGGAAAAAGAAUUAAGCUCAUUGAAAAGUACGCUGGCAUCCAUAACUUCUUUCCCUGCAGUAUUUCCUUCUUGUGAGCUUUUGCAAUGUGAAUGUGUUGUGAUCAGCCCUACCACACAGUGUAACACUGUACUAUGAAUGAAGUGCUGUGGAUUAGAAUACAUCAUGUUGUGUGCAUGAGUGUGUGCAUGUUUCCUCUUUGUUGAGUAUCACUCAGAUUAUGAAAGUGUUGUGAAACUAGUCCGGGUGUAAUAUUUAAUACUGUAUCUGUAUGCCCCUCCUGUAUUGAUGUUUACUUUAAAGCUGAA